AUGGAAACGGCACCGGAGGAGAAAGUGUUUCUAGGAAGUGAUAAAUUCGCCGAUUCUUCAUCCAACAGUUUCAACACUAUUCUGGCUUUGUCGUUAUGGCUUGGAGCUAUUCAUUUCAUUGGAGCAGUGUCUCUCUUCGCACUCUUCUUCCUUCCUUUCUCCAAAGCACUCUUGGUUUUUGGUUUGCUUUUCGUGUUAAUGGUGAUUCCUAUUGAUGAAAAGAGCGUCUAUGGUCGAAAAUUAGCAAGGUAUAUAUGUAAGCAUGCUUGUAAUUACUUUCCAGUUACGCUUCAUGUAGAGGAUAUAAAGGCUUUCCAUCCAAAUCGUGCUUAUGUUUUUGGUUAUGAACCACAUUCAGUGUUACCAAUUGGAGUUGUUGCACUAGCCGACAGUACAGGUUUUAUGCCUCUUCCAAAAAUAAAAGUUCUUGCGAGCAGUGCAAUAUUUUACACACCAUUUCUGAGACACAUAUGGACAUGGUUGGGUCUGACUGCAGCAACAAGGAAAAACUUUAACUCCUUGCUGGAUGCAGGCUAUAGUUGCAUCUUAGUACCAGGUGGUGUUCAAGAAACAUUUUUCAUGGAGCAUGAUAGUGAGAUCGCCUUUCUCAAGGCAAGAAGAGGAUUUGUCCGCAUAGCGAUGGAAAAGGGGAAACCGCUGGUUCCAGUUUUCUGCUUUGGACAGUCAAAUAUUUAUAAGUGGUGGAAACCAGGCGGGAAGCUAAUUCUGAAUUUUGCAAGGGCUAUCAAAUUCACCCCGAUAUAUUUUUGGGGAAUUUUCGGAUCUCCAAUACCAUUCAAACAUCCCAUGUAUGUGGUGGUGGGUAGACCAAUUGAGCUUCAGAAAAAUCCAAAACCAACGCCCGAGGAGGUUGCGAAAGUACAUACUCAGUUUGUUGAAGCACUUCAGGAUCUUUUUGAACGGAACAAAGCUCGAGUGGGAUAUCCAAACCUUCAGUUGAAAAUUGUUUGA
Molecule: messenger RNA, 972 nt
Organism: Lathyrus sativus (Indian pea)
Lineage: Eukaryota; Viridiplantae; Streptophyta; Magnoliopsida; Fabales; Fabaceae
Source: the annotation of a GenBank genome assembly